AUGGUCGAGUAUCGCGGAUUGGUCCGAGGGGGACAUCGUCUUGGUCGAGCAGCAGGCCCGAGAUGGCGUCAGGGUGACAAUGUUCAAGUCGCAGCGCAGUGGCGCACCAAUAUGGGCGUGAAGGAGGGAUUGCCGACCAUAGCUGGGCAGCUUCAGAUCAUGAUUCAGAACAUGCUGAGCGAGGACUCCGCCAUGAUCGUCGUCCGCCAAGACCUACCUGUACAGGAGCACCUGAAUUUGGCUGUGCGGCGCUUGAGCGCUCUCGGGCGUGCAGACAUCGGCGGGCUGCUUGGGUUCGAUGCGCAUGCCGAAUCGCUAGAGGAUGUCACACCUGAGUGCCAGCAUCACAGAGACGGGUUGGACAAGAAGGCGGGCCCCAAGACAUUGCCAGGCUGGAAGAUUAAAUGGCAGAAGAUCAAAGAGCAGCGCGCCGGCAGUCGCACACCUGGCGGGUCGAUCAACGACAACGAGGCGGGGGCCAGCCUCGUCAGCAGGGACACGAUGUGCGUCUGCCCCGACCCAGAGCCGAUUGACGUCACGGAGGAGGCCGACCAGUCCAUGAACUCCGCAAGUUUGAUCGGCGGUGGGCGCGAUGGCGUCUUCGCAGAGUUCCAGACGGGCCGGCUUGCCGAGGCAACGUGGGACUGA
This is a messenger RNA of Prorocentrum cordatum, 648 nucleotides long. NCBI's taxonomy places the organism in Eukaryota, Dinophyceae, Prorocentrales, Prorocentraceae. The record is from the annotation of a GenBank genome assembly.